UCAAACAAAAAUAGAUUACAUUUGCAGCACUACGGUCCGGUCGCGGUAUCCGCGUUGUGGUUGUGUUGCUUUAUUAAACAGGCGACUGGAUAGUCUGAACGCAUUUAUUUAUUAUCAAUAGAACAGUAUUUUACUCUAUGUAUAACAUUACUUUAAGCUAAAGUGUAGUACUGACAAAGUUUAAUCGAUUCCAAUUCAAUAACAUUUCUUGAAAUAUUUACUUACAAGUGAGUUAUUAUUUUUAAAGAUAAUUUUGUAUCUACUUAUCUAAUAAGACAGCCGAAUACCUUAAUGCGAUUAGUUUUAGUAUCUAGCAAUGUUAAGUCUAUCACACCUGUGCCGAUGCACACAGUCGCUGCGGGUGGCGCAGAGUAAGCUGCUGGUGUCUGGUGCAAGGAAUGGCUUCAAUACAACAAGCAUUGUCAGCCGACAGCUCAUCACACAGAACAAUAAAGCCAGCAGGUUCAAGGGAUUGAGGCUCACAGAUCUCUUCAAGCCCCAAAGCAUUGCAGUCCGCUUCUGCCAGAGCGCACCGAAACAGAAAUCCACAAAAGUAGUGGGAUACUGGCUGCUAGGAUGUUCGGGGAUGGUGUUCACGGCAGUCGUGCUAGGUGGUGUGACCAGACUAACGGAGUCAGGGUUGUCGAUGGUGACAUGGAAACUCCUUGGCGAGAAGAUGCCGCGAUCUGAAGAGGAGUGGCAGGAGGAGUUUGAGAAAUAUAAGCAGUAUCCUGAGUUUAUCUAUAAGAACCAAAACAUCACCCUAUCAGAAUUCAAAUGGAUCUGGUACAUGGAGUUCGCUCACCGUACGUGGGGACGCGCUAUUGGCGCGGCGGUGUUCCUGCCGGCUGCCUUCUUCUGGGCUAAAGGCUAUUUAGACAAGGGCAUGAAGGUUAGGGUCGGAGCUUACUGCGCACUCGUCGCGGCUCAGGGUCUAAUGGGCUGGUACAUGGUCAAAUCAGGUCUGGAAGACCGUUUCCAAGGACCGUCAGAUGUACCCCGGGUGUCUCAGUACCGUCUCGCAGCGCAUUUGAGUUUGGCUUUCAUUCUAUACUCGGGACUCCUAGCUGGAGCCCUAAGGGUGCUCCGCCCCUUCCCCACUGCCUCCACAUUCAGGACUCUAAAGGAACUGACCAGCAUCACUGCGCUUGCGCAUUCUGUUAAGGCUAUGGCGUUCUUGACUGCUGUUUCAGGCGCCUUCGUAGCCGGUUUAGACGCUGGCCUAGUCUACAGUUCAUUCCCGAAGAUGGGAGACAACUGGAUACCUGAAGAUAUCCUGGCUUUCUCACCAACAUUGCGCAACUUUACUGAGAACCCCACGACGGUGCAGUUUGACCAUCGGAUCCUUGGCACCACUACCCUGGCACUGGUCACUGGGUUAUGGUACAUGUCCAGAGGGAAGGCACUGUCUCCCAUGGCAAGGAGGGUGGUUAACGGAGUCGGAGCUAUGGCGUGGUUGCAGGUGUCGCUGGGUAUAAUGACCCUGCUGUACUACGUGCCGACCCCGCUGGCCGCGUCCCACCAGUCCGGCUCCCUAGUGCUGCUGUCGCUGGCCAUCUGGCUCACGCACGAGAUCAAGCUGCUUAAAUACAUACCAAAGUAAUGCACCACAGACUGUUACUGUAACUUAUUGUAAAUUAAACUUAUUUUAGUGUUACCAA
Messenger RNA from Spodoptera frugiperda (fall armyworm), 1661 nucleotides. RefSeq names its product cytochrome c oxidase assembly protein COX15 homolog. Bases 317 to 1603 code for a protein of 428 amino acids. The transcript is spliced from 8 exons. Gene Ontology annotation, biological process: heme A biosynthetic process. The record is from RefSeq and is a predicted model, not a curated record. NCBI's taxonomy places the organism in Eukaryota, Metazoa, Arthropoda, Insecta, Lepidoptera, Noctuidae. Gene Ontology annotation, cellular component: mitochondrial inner membrane. Gene Ontology annotation, molecular function: oxidoreductase activity, acting on NAD(P)H, heme protein as acceptor.